Aspergillus campestris IBT 28561 is the source of this 837-nucleotide messenger RNA. RefSeq names its product peptidylprolyl isomerase. The record is from RefSeq and is a predicted model, not a curated record. Gene Ontology annotation, biological process: rRNA processing. Lineage: Eukaryota; Fungi; Ascomycota; Eurotiomycetes; Eurotiales; Aspergillaceae. Gene Ontology annotation, molecular function: peptidyl-prolyl cis-trans isomerase activity; DNA binding. The coding region runs from base 184 to 561 and encodes 125 amino acids. The transcript has 3 exons.
UGUUAUAAACAACUGCCUCAGGCUGCAACCCCACCGCCCCACACCCGACAUCAUCUUCUUCUUCUUUUGUCUUUCUUUCAUUCUUCUUCUUUCUCCUCCCCUAUAACUUCUUUGUUGUUGUCCACACACUCUCUCUAUCUCUCCCAUCUUAUCCAGUACCCCACACAGCCAAGUGUAUCAAACAUGGCACCCAAGAACAACGCCAAGGGCGGCGACAAGAAGGGGAAGGGCAAGGACGAAGGGAGCUCCGAUAAAGGGAAGGGGUUGAAGCCAGCCAGCUCGAUCAACGUGCGGCACAUUCUUUGCGAAAAAUUCUCCAAAAAAGAGGACGCCCUCGAGAAGCUGCGCAACGGCUCCAAAUUCGACGAUGUCGCGAGGGAGUUCUCCGAAGACAAAGCCAGACAGGGCGGCUCUCUCGGGUGGAAAACCCGCGGUAGUCUGGACCCGACGUUCGAGAAAGCCGCGUUCGACCUGGAGCCCAGCACGACGGCGAAUCCCACGUACGCGGAUGUGAAGACUGGGUUUGGAUAUCAUAUUAUUAUGGUUGAGGGGAGGAAGUGAUCUCCUUCUUCUUAUUCUUAUUUGUUCUCCUUCUCCUUAUAUGUUAUCUUUCUAACAAUGUUGCUGUCUGGUGUGUGAUGUGUGGUCUGUGAUCUGUGUGUCUUAUCUACGUGUGAUACCUCCUCGGCUAUUUCUUUCUUUCUCUGUCUAUAUGUUUGUCUUUCUUCUUCAUCUCUUGGACACCCGGGACCGAUUCUAGGAGAGUAAGUGUUGAUUUGACUACUACCGAUGAAAUAAAUGAAAAACGAUAAUGCGAACUCAACACACUAGUUGUAU